UCUUCAAUUCAAAACCCAUUAUAAACCCUGACUCCGAAAAAACCCUGAAUCUGAACCCCAAAUUGUCUCAAACACCAGUUUUGAGGUUUAUCAUUACAAGUUCUGCAGAUUGGUAAGUCUCUUGUCAUGUUUGCAAAACAUCAUAGUAUUUGCUUCUGAAUAUCCUUUUGUUUCUGUCUGAAGUUCCAUAGAUAGAUGAAAAUGGAGCCUAAACUAUUGCUCUCUUCUUCAUCAUCAUGUACCCCUUUGCCAUUUUUCAUCUCAAAUAGACUCCCUUUCCUUCAAAGACCCAAACCUUCUGUCAAACUCCGUUGUUCUCUCCAGAAUUCCCAAUUUUGGGGGAGGAAUUUGAGCUUGGUUUCAUCGCAGAGAAGUGUUUGUAACCCCCCACUUCGAAUUGGACCCAUAAGAGCAGCAGUGAAGAGGAGGAAGGAGAUGCCCUUUGAUAACGUGAUUCAAAGGGACAAGAAGCUCAAGUUUGUGCUCAGGGUGAGGAAGAUUCUGGUGAGUCAGCCGGAUCGCGUUAUGUCGCUGAAGGAGUUGGGGAAGUAUAAAAGGGAACUGGGUUUGGAUAGAAAGAGGAGACUUAUUGCUCUGUUGAGGAAAUUCCCUGCAGUGUUUGAGAUUAUGGAAGAAGGGGUUUUUUCCCUCAAGUUCAAGAUGACGCCGGAGGCUGAUAGGCUUUAUCUUGAGGAGUUGAGGGUUAGGAAUGAAAUGGAGGAUUUGGUGGUUGUCAAGCUUAGGAAAUUGUUGAUGAUGUCUUUGGAGAAGAGGAUUUUGUUGGAGAAAAUUGCCCAUCUUGGGGCUGAUUUGGGGCUCCCGCAGGAUUUUCGCGAAACCAUUUGUCAUAGUUACCCUCAGUAUUUUAAAGUUGUUGCAACUGAAAGAGGCCCUGCUCUGGAAUUAACACACUGGGAUCCUGAGCUUGCGGUUUCUGCGGCCGAGCUAUCCGCAGAAGAGAAUCGGAUUAGGGAGCUGGAAGAACAGAAUUUAAUCAUAGACAGGACUCCCAAAUUCAAUAGAGUAAAGCUUCCUAAGGGUCUUAAUCUUUCUAAGGGUGAGAUGAGGAGGAUAAUGCAAUUCAGGGACUUGCCUUAUAUAUCUCCAUAUGCGGAUUUCUCAAUGCUGACUUCGGGAACACGGGAGAAAGAGAAGCAUGCUUGUGGUGUUGUUCAUGAGAUUCUGAGUCUCACUCUUGAGAAGAGAACUCUGGUUGAUCACUUUACUCAUUUUCGAGAGGAGUUCAGAUUCUCUCAGCAGCUGAGGGGGAUGUUGAUUAGGCAUCCUGAUAUGUUUUAUGUGUCGCUGAAAGGAGAUAGGGAUUCUGUGUUUCUGAGGGAAGGUUAUCGAAACUCUCAGUUGAUGGAGAAAGACCGGUUGUUGCUUAUAAAGGAAAAGCUCCGUUCUCUGGUUAAUGUUCCACGAUUUCCCAAGGGACCUGCUCGAAGAAGAGUUGGAGAUGGCUUGGAAGAGGGUGAUAGCAGAGAAGAUGAUAGUGGUGAAGAGGAAGACUGGUCAGAUGUUGAUAAUGCUAUGAGCGGCAAUGAAUUUGAAGACAACGACGAAGAUGAUGAUGAUGAUGAUGAUUGGAGUGACGAAGAUGAUGAUGAUACACCGCCUGAUUUUGAUGAGGAUGCUGGAACAUUGGAGAUCAGUCAAAGAAAGACAAUUAAUCAAGUUGAAGACUCAGAACCGAAUAAUGAAAAGGUCCUUGUUCCUACACUCCCGGAUGGCCGUCCCAGAGAACAGUGGUAAUCUUCACAAGAGCCUUCAAGGUUGGAGUUUUUCACGCAAGAAAUGCUUGGCUUCAAAUUUGAUUUUGGACUCGCUGAUUUGUGAUGGAAGCUUUACACAAUGAGUUUGCAUUCACUACCUUAGAAGAAUAUGCAUUAUCUUGCUAAAAUGAGCAUUCUUCAUGGACCAUCCAUGGUUCCUGAAUUUGCUAUGUCAACAACAAAGAAAUGGAUAUCACAUCCAAACCAUAACAGAUUGUCCAACUGAUGUAGAUGACUAUAUCUUUUACCUUUUUGCUGUAUAAUACAGUAGUGAUGCUUGAAUUAGUAUUAUCCUUGAAACUUAUGUUUGCAGGGCAAAUUGGAAUGGAUGAAUGUGUGUAAAGGUUCAAUUAAAUGACAUUUGUUGCAGCAUAAA
Molecule: messenger RNA, 2151 nt
Organism: Lotus japonicus
Lineage: Eukaryota; Viridiplantae; Streptophyta; Magnoliopsida; Fabales; Fabaceae
Product: protein WHAT'S THIS FACTOR 1 homolog, chloroplastic
Exons: 1
Coding region: 196-1755 (519 amino acids)
Molecular function (GO): RNA binding
Source: RefSeq, a predicted model, not a curated record